UAUCUUGUCCAGCAGGGUUAAAUUAGAAAUACUCCAAUUCAUGAUAAACUUAUAAAUAGCAUUUCAGCAAAAUAUAACACGAGAAUAGUGAGGAAGCUCAAAUCAAGAUGAAGAUUUCUGUGGCGAUAGCCGUCGUUUUACUUACGGCUGUCAUCCAUGCUGAAGGAAGAAAAACUGAGGUACUGAGGAAGAAAAGAAGCGUGAUCCAAAUUCCAAAGCUUCCAGAUUCUAUGCAACAAACGCAAUCACAAAGUCAAUCACAAAGUCAAACGAUAAGUUGCGAACCUGCAUGUUCAGAGAACGGAGCUUGCGCUGGCGUGAACACCUGCAAUUGUGAUGAUGGUUGGACUGGACCAACUUGUCACCAAUUUCACUGUGACAACGAAUGUCAGAACGGUGUAUGUUCUGGGCCAAACACAUGUAGUUGCAUUGUAGGCUGGGACGGUGAAACCUGCGCCCAAGCUAUAUGUUCGCCAAACUGUGGGUCCAAUGGCAUAUGUGACGAACCUAAUCAUUGCAAAUGCUCAGAAUUUUGGAGCGGAGACUUGUGUGAUGUCGCAACUUGUGGAGACGGGUGCCAAAACGGAGGAUCUUGUACUGGACCAAAUGAGUGUGAAUGCCCAAAUGGAUACAGAGGAGAACGAUGUGAAACUCCUUUACCAAAAGAUUGCGUAUUCCCCUUUGAAUACAAUGGGAAAAUGUACGAGGAAUGUACCAACGUGGAUGGAAAUGGUGAUUACUGGUGUUCUACCUCUACAAUAUAUCAAGGAGAGACCAGAAUCUGUACUGCAUAUCCAUUGGUUGAAGCGAUCGGCGAAGAAUUACCAGUCAUUGUACCAAUCCCUGCACCAGCGAUCGAAAGCAGUGGCCAAGAAUUACCAAUUAUUGAUAUAAACCAUGUGGGCGUAAUUGAAUCCAGUGGUCAAGAAAUCUCACUGACCGGAAUUGAAGGCAGUGCAGCAGGAUUACCAAGUAUAGAUGCAAAUCAUGGAUCCGUUAUUGAAUCCAGUGGGCAAGAAGCAUCACUGCCUGGAAUCCAAAUUGAAGGCAGUGCAGCAGGAUUACCAGUCAUUGAAACCAGUGGCGCAGGCUUACCUGACUUCGAAGCUAGUGGUGCAGGCAUUGAGGUCACCGCAAGUGGAGAAGGAUCAGGUGGAUCUGGAGGAGAGGGAAUUGUUCUUCAUGGAAAUACGUGCGCACUAUGGGGUAAUGAACAUUAUCUCACAUUCGAUGGAGCUAUGUUUACGUCCACUGGUCGAUGUCAUUAUGAGGUCAUACGUGACUGUUCUGGUGGAAACACUUUCGUCAUCAGCGUGCUCUUUUCGGAUGAAGGAAAAGCAAUUCUUCGAAUCUCAAACGCUGACAUCGAAUUGGAACUUUCACAAGGAGAAGCCACAUUUAAUGGAGAGAAAGUUAAAAUUCCCAGUCUGACCAGUGGAGUCCAUAUCGAAACCAUCCCGUAUACAGAUUUCAUCGUAUUGUAUGGUCAACUUUUCGGGCUUUCUAUUGCCUGGAAUGGUGAUUCUGGUUUUUUCUUCCACAUUACCGAUCAAGAGAAAUGGCACGGAAAACUGUGUGGUCUUUGUGGAAAUUACAACGGAAACAUGUUGGACGACAUGAUCCCAAGAGGAUCAGAUAUGGUAACCGUAAAUAUGGAAGAUUUUAUGGACAGCUGGCAAAUCAAAGAUCAAACAGGGGUUUGCACCACGCCAGAAGUUUCGCAUUAUUGCUCUGGGCUCUCAACUCAACAAAUUGAGGAUGCUGCUGCCAUAUGCGAGCAAUUGAAGGAAGAAGAUGCUUUUGCUGCCUGUGCUGGAUACGUUGCUGAAUCAACAUUCAAUGAACUAUGUUUGAUGUCAAUGUGCCAAUGCACUGGCGAUUACAACGAUUGUAUCUGCAAUUCUUUAACUCAGUUUAGCAGACUUUGCGUUGCCAGAGGAGCUCACAUUGAAAAUUGGAGGACAGAACAAUAUUGCGCCAAAGAAUGUAGCGGGGGUAUGGUACACAUGGAAUGUGGAACUCCCUGCCCAAAAACUUGUCGCAACCGUCUUCAACAAAUGAUCUGCCCAACAGCGUGUAUUGAUGGAUGUUUCUGUCCUCACGGCACCGUUCUCGAUGGCGACGUUUGUGUCCCAGAAAGCGAAUGCUCUUGCGUUCACAACGGAACAAAUUAUAAAAAUGGCGAGGUUCGCAAAGAAGAAUGCAGAGAAUGCACUUGUGUUGGUGGUGCAUGGACUUGCGAUUUCCUUCCUUGUGGAGGAGAAUGCGCUGUGACUGGUGAUCCUCACUACAGAACGUUUGAUGGAAAUACCUACAACUUCGAUGGAAAAUGUCAAUACGUUCUUGCCACUGAUGGAUGCGGAGGAUCAAAUUAUACAUUCUUGGUAACAGCUGAAAAUGUACAAUGUGGUGAAUCUGGAUAUUGCACAAAAUCUGUUCUUUUAGUAACAAAGGGUAUGCUCGGAAAACACAAAUACAAACUCAGUGCUGGGGAUGUUGUCGCUGUUGAUGAUGUUUCCGUUGCAUUACCUUACAUACAUGGCGAUGUCUCGGUUGAGCGAUUGUCCACUCUGUCAAUGAGACUUCGAAGUGCUCUCGGAUUUGACUUAGAAUGGGAUGGAAAAAUGCGAGUCUACAUUAGGCUUUCCUCAGAAUGGAGAAACAAAGUUUGUGGAAUGUGUGGAAACUUCAACUCAAAAUCGACCGACGAUUGGGCAACACCACAAGGAAGUGUUGUAACUAGUGUCACAACUUUCGGAAAUUCUUGGAAGAUUAAUCAAGAAUGUCCCGAUGCUCUCCCGGUACUUCCAGAUUCUUGCAAACUCAGCAAAGAACUUGAAACAUAUUCAGAAGCAAUGUGUGCUGUUAUCAAAGAAAAACAAUUCUCAGCAUGUCAUAGUGUUGUAGACUGGAACUUGUUCUAUUAUAACUGCAGAAAUGAUGUAUGCAGUUGUGGAACAACGCAAUGGUGUGCAUGUGACGCCGUCGCUGACUAUGCGCGAGAAUGUUCAAAGAAGGGAGUCAUCGUCCAAUGGAGAAAUGAAAGCUAUUGUCCAAUUUCCUGCCCCGAUGAAAUGGAAUAUCAUGAAUGCGAUUCCCUCUGUUCAACAACUUGCAGAGCUUUUGGUGACAAUCCCAUGGUUUGCGAUUCAUGUAACGAAGGUUGCUUCUGUCCCAAAGGAACAUAUCUUACAGAGGACCAAACUUGUGUCCCGCUUGAAAAAUGUGAAUGCACUUAUCUUGGAGCCAUUUACAAACCAGGCGAAAAACUUGAUCUCAACAGCAUUUCUUGUGUUUGUGAAAACGGACAAAUGGCUUGCCACAACAAAACAGAGGGAUAUUCAUGCGACCCCUCUUUUGAAUAUUUCGAUUGCCGCACUGCCGCUGCUGGUUCAACUGGACUUGCCUGCAAAACUACAUGCUCAAAUCCGUUCAACAAUUUGUGCAAUGCCGAAACAGAGCAAUGUAUUUCAGGAUGUACUUGUCCCGUCGGAUUUGUACUAGACGAGAAGACUCACGUAUGUGUAGAACUUGAAAAAUGCACAUGCCUUCACAACGCAAAACUUUACAUGCCGGGAGAAACAAGAAAGGAAUUGUGCAAUACUUGUACUUGUCAAUCAGGUGGUUGGCAAUGUACUGAAUUGGCUUGUUCUGCUGAAUGUUCAGCAGUUGGAGAUCCUCACUAUACAACGUUUGAUGGUCUUAAAUAUGAUUAUCAGGGUGCAUGUGGAUACACUUUAGUCCAGGAUCUUUGCAACGGAAAGCUAUUCGGAAGCUUCAGAGUCGUUGUUGAGAAUAUCCCAUGUGGCAACACCGCUGUUACUUGCACCAAAUCUGUGACAGUUUACCUCUUCCACCACGCAAUCCACUUCACAAAAGGGGACGGUGAACCAAUCGUAUCAUACUCUAACGCAACUAACGCUGGUCUUCGUCAAACUCCUAUUGAUUUUACGUAUCACGUGAGACAAGGAUCAAUUUACUAUAUAUUGGAAACAAACAUAGGAGUCUCUGUUUUGUGGAAUCAUGACAAUGCAGUUAAAGUUCAACUGUCACCUAAUUAUAGUGGGGAGGUAUGUGGUCUCUGUGGUAACUUCGAUUACGACCAAAGCAAUGAUUUCCAGACAAGUGAUGGCGAUAUUGUAGCAGAUCCCAACGUUUUUGGCAACUCGUGGAAGUUGAUUGAAACUUGUCCAGACUCCGAAGGUGAGCCCCAUCCAUGUGACGUUUACCCUCAUCGUGCCCCAUGGGCGGAAAAGAAAUGUGGCAUCAUAACAAGCGAAGUGUUCAAAGACUGUCAUGCCGUCAUCGAUCCAUCAACUUUCUACCAAAACUGCAUGUAUGACACAUGCGGAUGUGACUUUGGAGGAGAUUGUGAAUGCUUGUGCACUGCAGUUUCAACAUAUGCUCAGGCUUGCUCCCAAGCUGGUGUUUGUGUAACAUGGCGUGACAGCGAAUUCUGUCCUGUCAUGUGUGAAGCUCUUGAUCCUGGCUACGGAACUAGUGGUGAUUAUGAAUGUGAAUGGAAAUAUGAAGCUUGUGGAAAUCCAUGCCCGAGAACUUGCUGGAAUAAAGACCCGGUUUAUUGUCCAUGGGAACAACUCGAAGGAUGUUAUGUUCAGUGCAAAGACGAUGAAGUAUGGGACUACGUUGGUCAAAAAUGCAAGCAUGAGUCAGAAUGUCCGGUUAUUCCACCGCCACCAACAACUACAACCCCGGCUCCAACAACAACAACAACUCCGGAACCCACAACUCCGGAACCAACAGUAAUAGAGUUCUGUAACUGCAGGGAUGCCAACGGCAAUAUUUAUCUACCUGGAGAUUCUUGGCCUCUGAGAGGAGACUCAUCACUUUGCGUUACUCUGGAAUGUGUAGAAGAAUCACCCGGGAAAUGCAUAACGAAAAGUACAGAUUAUAAACAAACUUGCGACUCUCAGCCCAAACCAACAUGUGCUAACUAUUUCCCAGCUGUUGCUGUAGAUGAUGGUUGUUCCUGUCACUGGGAAUGCCAAUGUUAUUGCUUCGGUCAAGGUGACCCACAUUUCUUCACUUUUGAUGGAUUCUAUUAUCCAUUCCAAGGAAACUGUACUUUUGUGUUAGCUAGAAGUUCAGGAUCAUCAUUGACAAAGGAUGUUAAACACGUUGUUGAAAGGGAUUACGAAAUUUGGAUGCAAAACGUGAAAUGUGAAGAAGCCCCAACAACAACAUGCACAAGAAUGAUCACAUUGAAGUAUAACAAUACCGAUCUUGAACUCAUUGAUGACUAUACGUUCACCGUUAACGGUGGUCCUCCAGCUAGCGCCCAAGAGAACCUGCCAGCAACAAUAAAUGGAAUCCUUGUUGAAUUACGUGGUAGCAAUUUGUUUUAUGUCACGAUUGAAUCUAUUGGACUUGUUCUGACAUACACCGGCGAAGACUACAGUUGGUCACUUCGAUUACCAUACGGAUAUGCUGAGGAUAACACAGAAGGGUUGUGUGGUGUUUGUAACAACGAUCUGUCGGACGAACUGACUUCACGUGGGGGUGAAAUUGUCACUGACAUUGAGAAGUUCGGAUACAGCUGGCUCGUUGCCCAUAAAAGUGGAGUUUGUUACGAACCACCUCCAGUAUGUCCAGCCCCUCCAGCGUCAGAGUGUGACAUCAUUCUAUCUGACAUAUUUGAAGCAUGUCAUCCACUUGUCGACCCAGAAAAAUUCCACAAAAUUUGUCAAUUUGACACAAAAUGUGGCAAAUACAGUUAUUGCGAGGCAAUUUACGGCUAUGCAAGAAUUUGCCAAGUGGAAGGAGCGUGCAUUGACUGGAGAAAUGCCGACUUCUGUCCGUUUGAAUGCGAAGAGGAUUUCGUAUACCAAGCCUGUAGACCCGGGUGUGACUAUACAUGCGCUGAAUUCAAUCAAGGAGUGGAAUGCGUAGACGGAGAAGUUAUUGAAGGAUGUUUCUGUCCCCCAGAUCAGGUUCUUUCCAACGGAAAAUGUGAACCUACCACUAAUUGCACUAACUGUAUUGAUGAUAAUGGAGAUAUAUAUGAGUACGGUGAAUCAUUCAUUCCACCUGGAGACACAUGCACUGUAUGUACCUGCAUGAGCGAACAACAAUUUGCGUGCAAUCCAAUUGCAUGUUCACCGGAUUGGAGUCCGGAAAAACCGGAAUGUUCAUCGUGUCAUGUUGUACAGCAAGUUGUCGGAAGUGAUCCAUGCUGUCCUGAGUAUGAAUGCGUUUGCAAUUAUGCAAGCGGACAAGGAACAGGGGAAUGUGCCGCCGCUUUUAUACCAACUUGUUCAUCACCCGGCUAUGUAGCUGACAUAGUAAAUCAAGGAGAAUGUAUUCCACAAUAUGAUUGCGUUUGCAACACUGAUGUCAAAAAUUGCCCGGAAGCGCCCACAUGCGAGGACAAUAAAUAUUUACAUACGGAAGUGGGAGAUUGCUGCCCAACUUAUGAAUGCAGAUGUAAAACUUGUCCACAUGAUGGUGUAUGGUGUGAUGUUUGCGAAAACAAGGUUGUCACCUACGAUGACUGUGGAUGCAGCGCUACUACAUGUAACAUAAAGGGAAUUUGCUAUUACAAUGGAACGGCAUAUGAGCCUGGUGAUGAGUACUGGAUAGACCCAUGUCAACACUGCACAUGUCAUGCGACUGAACCAAACGAGAGGGGUUGUUACCACGCUGACUGUGUUUUAAUGGCAUGUGCCGCAUACUGUCCACCAUGUCAUGAAAGGGUCAUAAAUACAGGAGAAUGCUGCGGAACUUGUGUAAAAACUUCUUGCUCCGUAGAUGGGCCGGACGGUGAAGCGCAAUGCGUCGAUAUUGGAGAUGGCUGGGAAGAUAUGGACACUUGUUCAUCACAUAUCUGCGUUGCUGAUAAUAAAGGCGAACCGGUCGUUAUAGAGCGUCCAAUGGAUUGUCCUGCUCUCAUUAUGCCAAGCUGUGGUCCAUGUUACGAAGUCAAAGUCACUACUGAAGACUGUUGUCAAACGGCUCAUUGUGUAAAAUCAGCAGUAUGUUGUAGCUUGGAUGGCACAACAGUAAAACAGCAAGGAGAAUCAUGGCCACCAAAUCUUUGUACAACGUGCACUUGCACAUCAGCCGUUAACCACACAUCCGGUUUUCAUAUCGUUAACUGUGAGAAGAAAGAAUGCCAGAAUUUUGACGAAUCUCUAUGUGAGGGAACUAUAGUACCAACAGAAGAUGGCUGCUGCAAGAAAUGUGAUAACAAGUGCAUAGACGCAAACGGAGGCACUUACGAUUAUGGUGAAGUUUUCUAUCCGGAACCUUGUAAAGUCUGUUCAUGUGUGCAAGGCAACGAAAUAAAAUGCAACAACGUAGCCUGUAAUAGUACUACUGGUGGAAAAGUACCGGAGUGCGGCCCAUGUCAAGUAGCAACUAGAAUUCCAGAAUCGGAUCCUUGCUGUCCUGAAUAUAAAUGCACGUGCAACUACGAGCUCGGAAAAGGAGAAAGUGAGAAUUGUCCAGCAGUCGAAAUACCAACCUGUGAAGUUGGUUUUGCACCAAUUCUAACCAACCCAACCGAUUGUAUACCGAUUUACGAAUGCACAUGCAAUCCCGAUAAGAAUCCAUGCCCUGCUGCCCCGACUUGUACUCACUUACAGCAUUUGGUGACUGACGAAUCAGGAUGUUGUCCUAAAUAUAAAUGUGAAUGUAACAAAUGUGAUGAUGUACAACCAGCCUGCUCUCCAUGUCAAGACAGAUCAGUAACCAUUGAUGAUUGCCUAUGUGCUCAUGUUCAGUGCUUAUCAAGAAAUGUAUGCCAUUACAACGAUAUAACGCGACAGAUUGGAGAAGAGUGGGAUGAGGACGUUUGCACUCGUUGUAAAUGUUCAGGUGAAACAUUCAGCGCAGAAACAGGUUGUUAUUCUACUACGUGCUUCGCCACAUCUUGUGAUACCACUUGUCCACCUUGUCAUAACUACGUCACCCAAAGUGGACAGUGCUGUGGAAGUUGCAUACCCGUUGGCUGUGACGUGCACGGACAAUGCAAAAACAUUGGUGAAUCAUGGAGCGACCAGGACGAAUGCAAAUCUUACGUAUGCAUGCUGAACGAGGAAGGAACCCAUGUGGUAACUUCAUCAUAUGCAUGUGAAGAACCAGAAAUACCAUCAUGUAACUCCUGCUAUAAAGUCGAAAGAUAUACUGAAAAUUGUUGCAGUAAAUACAGAUGUGUACCAGAUAGUGUAUGCUGUACGUCUGGAUUGCCACAACUGCCCUCGUCGAGUUGGCAUCCAACAAAUUGCGAUACAUGCCACUGCACUGAACAAAUCGAUGAAGACACUGGUUUUUAUAUACAUAUGUGUGUACGUAAGGCAUGUCCACCUGUUGACGAGCAAACCUGUCUUUCAAAGGGGGGAUCAAUCGUCUCGACUGAAGAUGGGUGUUGUUCAAAAUGCCAAAUUGAUGCUUGUUUCGAAUGCUCUAGGCAUAUUGCCUCACGUCUUGAAUAUGUUAGAGUGGAUUCUUGUACCUCAGUUGAAGAGAUGCCGGUUGCAUACUGUGAUGGUUUUUGCCGAAGUGGUGCUCUGUGGUCAGCAGUAGGUCUCUCCGACCAAUGCUCUCUUUGCCAGCCAUCAUCUCAUGAAACUAGAAAAAUCGCAAUGAAAUGCAAGGAUGGAUCACAAUUUGAUUAUGAAUGGAAAAUGGUGACAAGCUGUGGUUGUACGGAUUCCUGUGAAUGUAAUGUUGUCACUCCAACAGAACAACCGGAGGAGCCUGAAGUUUCAGGUUCUGGCGAAGAACCUACCACUCCCCCACCCACUAAAAUUCCGGAAAUACCAGAAGAAUCAGGAUCUGGUGAAGAACCUACCACGGCACCACCCACAAAAAUUCCGGAAAUACCAGAAGAAUCAGGAUCGGGUGAAGAGCCUACAACGGCACCACCCACUAAAAUUCCGGAAAUACCAGAAGAAUCAGGAUCGGGUGAAGAGCCUACCACGGCACCACCCACUAAAAUUCCGGAAAUACCAGAAGAAUCAGGUUCGGGUGAAGAGUCUACCACUCCACCACCCACAAAAAUUCCGGAAAUACCAGAAGAAUCAGGAUCGGGUGAAGAGCCCACCACGGCACCACCCACUAAAAUUCCGGAAAUACCAGAAGAAUCAGGAUCGGGUGAAGAACCUACCACGGCACCACCCACCAAAAUUCCGGAAAUACCAGAAGAAUCAGGAUCUGGUGAAGAGGCUACCACGGCACCACCCACUAAAAUUCCAGAAAUACCAGAAGAAUCUGGAUCUGGUGAAGAACCAGCCACACAACCACCUACGAGAAUUCCUGAAGAGCCCGAGGAAUCAGGUUCAGGAUCUGGUGAUAUAGUUGUUGAAAUACCUGAAGAAACUACAACAACAAAACCUCUUCCAACCACCACGACUACUGUUGCAACAACUACUACCACUACAACUCCAGAACCAACGACAACAUCUACUACUACAACCCCAGAACCAACGACAACAACUACCACUACUACAACUCCAGAACCAACGACAACAACUGCUACAUCAACGACCACUAGCACAACUCAAUCAACAACAUCCACUUCAACUCCAGAGCCAACGACAACAACAGAAGAGCUGACAACUACGACAACCACAACGACGGAGCCAACUACCACGACUGUAAAAACGACAACUGAAGAGACAGAAGCACCCACCACAACAACGACUACAUCUAAACCCCCGAAAACCACUCCAAAACCAAUCCCAACAACGACAACAACUACAAAAGCACCCACAACAACUACACAAUCUAGUACUAGUAGUACGACGACAAAACCAAUUGUCACCGUUCUACCGGAAACAACAACAACACAAAAGGCGACAACCAAACCAGCUGAACCCACUUGUUACUGGACAGAUUGGAUGAGUUCGGACCGCCCAAAAAUGCCAAAUCGUAAUGACGACGAGCGAUAUGAGCAUUUACGUGAAAACAACUUCAAAUUCUGUGAAAAUCCCACUCAAAUUCAAUGCCGUCCAGUCGGGAAAACUAUUGCGGAUUUUGAAAAAACGCAAGAAUGGCAAGUGGUCAGUUGUGACGCGAAAUCUGGACUUUUCUGUGAUGGAAACCAGCAACCAGUUCAUCCAGUCUGCGAAGAUUAUGAAAUCAAAGUUUAUUGUUGCGACGGAGUAGCCACAUUAGCUCCUACAACUGCUGCUUCAUCACCUUCGUCUGAAGGAGGUCAGUGGCAAUGGCAACACCAGUCUCAAUCUGGAGAAGGUGGGAGUCAAUCUCAAGGUCAAAUUCAAAUAGGUACUGGCGACGGCACUCAAAUACAGGGUCAAUCUCAAAGCCAGGAAGUCAGUGACAUCGACGCACAUGCUCAAUCUAUUAUCAGUGGGAUAGAAAGUAGUCAUCAAGCAAACCCAUCAGGCGGUGAUAGUUCAAGCCAGUCACAGGUUCAAGUGCAGCACCAGUCAUCAAGUCAAACAUCAGGUCAAUCACAAAUCCAAAUUCAGCACCAGUCAUCCUCAUCAAGUCAUUCACAACCGCAAUCACAGCAACAAAUUAAUGAGGAUUUGGCUUCUUUAAAUGACCAAGACAUCGCACAUCUUCUAGGACAACUCGAAAGCAAUGGUGAGUUUGCACAAGCGCAAUCUCAACAACAGCAACAACUUGAAAGUGCUAUGAGCCAGAUGAGCUUGGGUGAUAUAGAAAGCGAACUACAAGAGGAACUAAAUCAACGUCUAUCUUCGAAAAAUUCAGGCGAAACUAAAAAAGAAAACAUUGACGAUGACCUUGCUGAGGAAAUCAAAGAACUCGUCAAAGCUUAAUUGGAAUUUAAUGAAACAUAAUAAUACCUGACAUCCUAGCAAAAAUUAACCAAAUGUUCAUUCUUUAGUACUAGUACAUAUUCUGCCGCGCCGUUGAUCCAAGAUUUAUCUAUGUAUAUAUAUAGUGUACUAUAUACAAACUUAUCACAGUUAAAGCUAAUAUUAAUUUCACAAGAAUUAGUUGAUUCUUCUCGUUGAAAUCUUCACGUUAAAGAUAUUACACACAUUCGUUUGUUUAUAGUCAUAACGUCGCAGCACUGCCUACGUAUUCAUGUUGUAGGUCGGUCUGGUUCUGGAACGAUCGAUAUCUUCAAGACAAUUUUUUUACAUACACAAAUUUAAGUUCAAUAUUUCUCAAUUUCCCUAUCAUCAUUUUUAUUGUAUAAUCACAAAAAAACAAUUCUUCAAUAUAUGUAGUAUAUAUUUUUUUGGUAUAUAUUUUUCUGACAAACUCAUGUUUCGUUAUCGUGUCUGGGCAAGGCAAUAUUAUUGCUAUUUUGCACAUUUGUAGUUUUUAAUUUCCCAAAUUUAAUAACCCUAAACUUUACGUUGAAGACAAUCGUUUCAUAUAAUUCGUAAAAAGCUAUCGCAGAAAUAGCCAUGCUUUUUGUAGAGCUUGUAUGUAUCAAUAUAUCGAAAUCUCAAGUUUUCUAAUUAUUUCGCGAGCAUCGUAACAAAGUGUGACUGUUUGUAAAUAUUGUUUCAUGUGUUUUUGAUGGCUUGUCAAAGAUUACAAAUGAGACCAAUCUCCUCCAUUUAUGAACCAAUUUAGCUGAAUUUAAUCAUUUUGAUUUGGUUUAUAUCUGGCAAGAAUAUGUCUGUUAUGAAAUUUAUGGCUUGCCACUUUUGUCCAGAUAAGAUUCAGUUUUGCUCAUGUUUGGACGUUUCACAGUUCAAAUACUUGUUUGACGACAUUCAAACGUGAGGAAAGAUAAAUGUCUUCUGGACAAUAUUGGUCAAAAUUUGCCAAGCUGUGUGCCGUGAUGUACUGCACUUAAAGCAGUAUAUAUCUGUCAGUUAAAAAUGGCCCAGCUGAUUUUGACCGAGAUUGGAUUGGACGAAUGUAAAAAGUCCGAACCCGCAUGUAAGACCGGGAAGUGCAAUGAGUGUAAAGUAAUUACUAACAACAAAUAAUUGUAACCGAUUUGUAAUAAAAAUCACACUACCAAGUUAAUAUUUUUUUUUAGCUUAUUGCUUGUGAAAUGUAUAUCAACAUACCAUGUAGAUUUAUGUGUUUUGAUCUAUAGUAGAUUGCAAAAUACACUGCUUUAUCUAGA
Messenger RNA from Styela clava, 12046 nucleotides. RefSeq names its product mucin-5B-like. Gene Ontology annotation, cellular component: extracellular matrix. The record is from RefSeq and is a predicted model, not a curated record. NCBI's taxonomy places the organism in Eukaryota, Metazoa, Chordata, Ascidiacea, Stolidobranchia, Styelidae. Gene Ontology annotation, molecular function: protein binding.